Ostreococcus lucimarinus CCE9901 is the source of this 429-nucleotide messenger RNA. RefSeq lists its product with no specific name. NCBI's taxonomy places the organism in Eukaryota, Viridiplantae, Chlorophyta, Mamiellophyceae, Mamiellales, Bathycoccaceae. The record is from RefSeq and is a predicted model, not a curated record. The transcript has a single exon. The annotation marks the transcript as partial.
GUGGCGGACAGUCGAGGACGGAUCGAGGCGGCGGGCGGGAGCGUGACGCUCGUGAGUCUCGGGACGGCGGAGCAGUUGAGGACGUUUUUGGAGUUGAAUCCGGAGAUUCCGAGCGACAUCGCGUUCGUCGACGAUAGCGACGAUUUCGCGCUGUACGACGCGUGCGGAUUCGGGAAAUUUACCGACGCCAAGCCGGAGAAGGUGGAUUUGAAGCCGACGAACUUUUCGUUCAAGGAUUGGUUGGCGUAUCUCGGGAACGCGGGGAAGUUGGCGCCGAUCAAGAAGGGUCAAAAGGGCGUUCCAGAGGGUGUGUUGCGUCUCGGCGGCACGUUCGUUUUAGCCGGCGACGACGUCGAAUACGCUUGGGCCGACGCGCUCCCGGGUGCGCAUCCCGAGAUCGCCGACGUCUUAAAAGCCGUCGGUAUUUAA